UAGACAAAAAAAAGUAAUUAAGAUAUCGUCGAUCUUGUAAUAUUAGAAAUGACAUAGUUUGAUACCGAUCGACUGAUGAAUAUUGAAAGUGCGCAACGAUUGUUGAAUAUUGAUAAUCAUUGAGAAAGAAAUUUCAGUUUUAUUUUUUGCUCUUGUAAGCACGAAACGAUUCAACGAUUAUUAUUAUUUGUUUGUUCUUUUUUUGCCCCCUUAUUUAUUCUUUGAACCAACACUCGGGUCAAUUGUGAAUAUAUUAUUAGGAAGAGUGUUGUUUAAAUACGUUGUGUAUAAUAUGUCAUUAUCGUAUCGCAUUUGAUUAAGAACGAUGAAAAGUAGUAAUAACAAUAUGGAUUAUAUCGAAUAACGAUAACAAUGAUAUUAAUAAUAGUAACAACAAUAAUUAUUACAAUAAUAAAUCUUAACCAAUUUGUUACACUUAUAUGUAAUUGUCGCAUUAUUUUCUAGGAGACUAUCUGGGAUCGAUUCGACCUGCCAAAUACGAGCAAAGUUGUACCCAUACCGUUAGCCAUUCCAAUCCUUUGCAAUAUUUACCAUCGGCCAUUUUACAAUUACAUGCUUGUGUAGUACGUGAGUACGGACGAAUAGUCAUAGCAUAUACAUAGAAAUAGUAAUGGUAUCACCUUGAUAUUGUAGAAAAUUGUGUGAAUGAACGAUUGAGGAUUGAAUGAGAGAAGCCUGGAAACCGGCAAUCAGACGUGCGUCAAGAUGGCGGACAUCAACACCGGCGACGUGAUCGUACGACUCGCACGACGUUCGGUCUUCUUUUGUUCAACGGCUCUAGCCGGAUCAGUUCUAGAACAUGGAAGAAGUAGGAACAACGUUAAUUUGCGGUCCGUCCGAAGUCACGGACACGUUCGUGUUCGAGGGUGCACUGCAUUGGGCUAGAGAAGGGCGGCGCGUCGUUUACGUGACGCCAGUUCCCCUCGAAUCCUUGCCCCCUAGGUAUCACGAGAGCGUUGGAUUCCGUGGAGAGCAUUUAGGGAUUCUUCAAUUAAUAAAAUUCAUGUAUCUGCCGGACUAUCGAAGCUUGGCAGACAUCUUGGUAGACUUGGAUACUUUCGUUGCGCCGCCCUCUGUCUUGUUCAUCGACAAGUUAGAAAACUACACCCCAAACUCGGGGGAUGCUGGUCCAGGUAGCGCUGAAUUACUGAUCGCUAAAACAUGCGCCGUUGCUAUGGAUACCAUGAAAGCCUGCUCUCGAACUCUGAAGAGAAAGGUUCACUUAUGCGCAACUUUGCCAGCUGAAGCUCUCGGUAAGGUUCAUUCCAUUUACUUCGAUAAUAUUUGGCGCUGCUCUAUCGACGAGACGAACCCAAGUGAUCCUGAGCCUGAGGGGAAGACGAUCAUCUUCAAAAAGGUUACCUGCGCUAUCGAUGAACAGGCCUUCAAAUUCAAAUCCUUGAGGGACGGGACCAUCGUUCUGCAAGAAAUCUUCAAAGAGGUUUACAAAUAUGCUUAAUUAUCUUCCUGUUAAUUGUCACGAAUGAAUCGGUAUGAGACUGAUUACUCUCCACGGAUAUAUAGAACGAUCCACACACAUAAUCAUGUUUUCUUGUUCUCUCGCUAUCCACCCAUAAUCAAUUUGUGUUGGAAAUAUUGGAACGAUAUUUUUCAAAUUACUUCCUAGAACUUUGGUAUAGGUAUUGUACCCUCGACAUGUUUUCUUUCCGAGAAGCUAAGCCAAUCGUUUGGCGAUAUCUAAACGAGCUACACGGUGGACCUGCACUUGGAAUUAGGAUAUGGGAAAUUCUUGAAGCAUUGCCACAGCUUAAAGGAUCCCGCGGGCACCGGUCGCCCCGAGUUCCAUCGAAGGUAGGAGGAUACGGCGAUGGUAAUGUAACGGAGCGGAGGAGGAGGAGGAGGAGGAGGUAGGCAGAGGAUAGCCUGCGGUGCUGCAGCGCAGAAUGCGACGGAGUCAAGUGCAUCGGAACGGCUUCGACGGCGUCCCAUUGUCUGGGCUAUCUCGGCUCCUCGUGGCGACUCGCAGACCUGUUCGGCUAGAUUUUUCACACCCCGAACAUUCGAGGACCAUUACACUUGAUGUUCCAAUUCCAAAUAUUGCCGGGGACGUUGUCGUCGAACGGUCUGACGAAAUUCACCCAGAGACGUUCGAAUUGUACCGGAGUUUAUUUUACGC
Athalia rosae (coleseed sawfly) is the source of this 2158-nucleotide messenger RNA. RefSeq lists its product as uncharacterized. The coding region runs from base 821 to 1480 and encodes 219 amino acids. The transcript has 5 exons. The record is from RefSeq and is a predicted model, not a curated record. Lineage: Eukaryota; Metazoa; Arthropoda; Insecta; Hymenoptera; Athaliidae.